GAGAGGCCAGCCUAGCCGCCGCCCAGAGACGGCGCGCCCAACCUCGGAGGGGCGCUGGCUGCCUCUGAGAGUCCCGGGAGCCCCCCGACCGGGGCGCCCCGUCGAAUGAGCGGCUCGUCUCUCCUUGCGCCAGGCGAGGUUUACGCCGCCUUCUGCCUGACAGAGCCGUCGAGCGGGUCCGACGCCGCCUCCAUCCAGACGACGGCGGAGCUCAGUCCCUGCGAGCGCUAUUACACCCUCAAUGGGGGCAAGAUCUGGAUCAGCAACGGCGGCACCGCCGAGAUCUUCACGGUCUUCGCCAAGACGCGCGUCAAGGACGUGACGACGGGCGAGGAGAAGGACAAGAUCUCGGCCUUCAUCGUCGAGAGGGCCUUCAAGGGCGUCACCAGCGGCCCCCCGGAGCAGAAGAUGGGCAUCAAGUGCUCCAACACGGCCGAGGUGCACUUCGACGGCGUGCAGGUGCCGGCGGAGAACCUGCUGGGCGGCCGGGGGCGCGGCUUCCAGGUGGCCAUGCACAUCCUCAACAACGGGCGCUUCGGGAUGGCCUCGGCGCUGGCCGGCACCAUGCGCGGCGUCCUCCGCAAGGCGGUGGAGCACGCGGCCAACCGGCGGCAGUUCGGGAGCGCCCUGAGCAGCUUUGGCACCAUCCAGGAGAAGCUGGCGCGCAUGGCGAUGCUGCUCUACGUGACCGAGGCCAUGGCUUACGUGCUGAGUGCCAACAUGGACAUGAAGGUGCCCGACUACCGCCUGGAGGCCGCCAUCAGCAAGAUCUUCGCCUCGGAGGCAGCCUGGACAGUGACCGAUGAAGCCAUCCAGAUCCUGGGCGGGAUGGGCUACAUGAAGGAGACGGGAGUGGAGAAAGUCCUGCGAGACUUGAGGAUCUUCCGCAUCUUUGAGGGCACCAACGACAUCCUCCGCCUGUUUGUGGCGCUGGGGGGCAUGAAGCAUGCUGGAGAGGAGCUGCAGCGCCUGCAGAAGUCCCUCUCCAAUCCGGUGGGGAAGGUGGAAGCCCUCUGCAAGGAGAUUGUCAUGAGAGCCAAGCGGAAAGUUGGGCUUCCCAGUGGCCUCUCUCUGCAGGGCGAUGUUCACCCAGACCUGGAGGACUGCGCGACUCUGGUCACCAAGGCCAUUGAUCUGUUUGGUGAAACGGUUGAGAGUCUGCUGCUGAAAUACGGAGCUGCAGUGGCAGACCAGCAGUUCCACCUGAAGCGCGUGGCGGACUCUGCCAUCGACAUCUACGCCAUGGCUGUGGCUCUCUCCAGGGCCAGCCGCUCUCUUUUGCUGAAGCAGCCGGCAGCGCAGCACGAGGAGCUCUUGUGCCGGACGUGGUGCCAUGAGGCAAGGGGUGGGGUGGGAGGAGGACCCCCGUAGCCCCUUCCUCGGCCUGGGCUCAGCCAUGUCCUCCCUCUGGCCCCUCGCUCCCCUUGGCUCUGCCUUGGCCCCACGGAGGCUUCUCAGACCCAGACUUCCUCCCCCUGGCUGCCCCU
Podarcis muralis (Common wall lizard) is the source of this 1487-nucleotide messenger RNA. NCBI's taxonomy places the organism in Eukaryota, Metazoa, Chordata, Lepidosauria, Squamata, Lacertidae. The record is from RefSeq and is a predicted model, not a curated record.